Molecule: messenger RNA, 1011 nt
Organism: Staurois parvus
Lineage: Eukaryota; Metazoa; Chordata; Amphibia; Anura; Ranidae
Source: the annotation of a GenBank genome assembly
GUGAAAGAGUUUCUAGCUAAAGCCAAAGAAGACUUUUUACGAAAAUGGGAAAGUCCGCCCCAGAAUACUGCCAGCCUAGAUGACUUUGAAAGGAUAAAAACUUUGGGAACUGGCUCAUUUGGAAGAGUGAUGCUGGUAAAGCACAAAGGAGCCGAUCAGUAUUAUGCCAUGAAGAUCCUUGAUAAACAGAAGGUGGUAAAGCUGAAGCAGAUAGAGCACACGCUUAAUGAGAAGAGGAUAUUACAAGCCGUCAACUUCCCUUUUCUGGUCAGGUUGGAGUAUUCCUUCAAGGACAAUUCAAAUUUAUACAUGGUAAUGGAAUAUGUGCCCGGGGGUGAAAUGUUCUCACAUCUAAGACGAAUCGGCAGGUUCAGUGAGCCCCACGCACGGUUCUAUGCAGCUCAGAUAGUUUUAACAUUCGAGUACCUCCAUUCGCUAGACCUCAUCUACAGAGAUCUCAAACCAGAAAAUCUUUUAAUCGACCAACAAGGAUAUAUUCAGGUCACAGACUUUGGGUUUGCCAAGAGAGUAAAGGGAAGAACUUGGACGUUAUGUGGGACCCCAGAGUACCUGGCACCAGAAAUCAUUUUGAGCAAGGGCUAUAACAAAGCAGUCGAUUGGUGGGCAUUAGGUGUUUUAAUCUAUGAAAUGGCAGCUGGUUAUCCUCCAUUUUUUGCCGAUCAGCCCAUACAAAUAUAUGAAAAAAUUGUUUCAGGAAAGGUACGGUUUCCAUCCCAUUUCAGUUCAGAUCUUAAAGACUUACUAAGGAACUUGCUGCAGGUAGACCUGACUAAAAGAUAUGGCAAUCUGAAGAACGGGGUUAACGACAUUAAGAACCACAAGUGGUUUGCCACUACAGAUUGGAUCGCCAUUUACCAGAGAAAGGUUGAAGCUCCUUUCAUACCAAAGUGCAGAGGGCCAGGAGACACCAGCAAUUUCGACGACUAUGAAGAGGAAGACAUCCGUGUGUCCCUGACCGAAAAAUGCGCAAAAGAGUUUGCUGACUUUUAG